AAAGCUCAUUUUGUUUAAGACUUCUUGAAAAUCCUCUAGCCAUGGGGAGAUUUGUUUGUUUAUAGACCUAAAAUAGACAUGCAUUUAACUGCACAUAUAACACCAAGUCAUAAACUUGGCUUUUCAAGACAAUGGUCAUCAAAUCAAAAUGGCUUUUCCACAAUGUUCUCUGUUUAAGGUGUUUUUUAAGUGAAAGAUGUUUCAAAAGUACAUCUGACCACAAUGCUAUGACUGACUUAGAAAGUGUCUUACUCAGAAUACUGUGUGUGUGUGUGUCCAUGUGCGCGUGUGUGCGCGUGCGUCAGGGGGUGGAGGCAGACAUGAGAAAUUUGAGCUACAUCAGAGAGGAAGCAACUUGAGACGGAAGAAUCAUUCGAAAAGGUGACUUGGAGGAGUUUUAGGGAAGGACUACAAGAGCGUGUUUGCUCAAUUUCUCAGUGUAUUACUUUCUAUAAUUAAAAGGUCACUGCAAGAGCUUACCAAAGUUUUAUUCAAGAUAUGAGCUUUGACGGAGACAUCACAAUGGUUUGUUUAAGGUGUGUCCUGGCCCCUAGCCGUGUAUGUGAAUGUCUGUUGCCAUGGCUAAGCGUGAGACUGGCAGCACAAGUCCAGUGGUGCGGCAAAUAGACAAGCAGUUCCUGGUCUGCAGCAUCUGCCUCGAUCACUUCCACAACCCCAAAGUGCUGCCCUGCUUACACACCUUCUGCGAACGGUGCUUACAGAACUACAUCCCACCCCAGUCACUGACCCUGUCCUGUCCGGUGUGCCGACAGACCUCCAUCCUGCCUGAAAAAGGAGUAGCAGCACUGCAGAAUAACUUCUUUAUCACCAAUCUGAUGGAGGUGCUGCAGAGGGAUCCGGAAUGUUCCCGUCCUGAGGCAUGCAACAUGCUGGAGUCUGUGAGUGCAGCAGUUGCCGGGAAGCCUCUUUCCUGCCCAAAUCACGAGGGCAAGGUGAUGGAGUUUUACUGUGAGUCGUGUGAAACUGCCAUGUGUUUAGACUGCACAGAGGGGGAACACCGAGAACAUGUCACUGUCCCGCUGAGGGACGUUCUGGAACAGCACAAAGCAGCCUUGAAGAAUCAGCUGGAUGCUAUUCGCAACAGGUUGCCUCAGCUCACAGUUGCAAUAGAACUAGUGAAUGAGAUCUCCAGGCAGCUGAUGGAUCGAAAGACUGAAGCAGUGAAUGAGAUCAGCUGUACGUUUGAGGAGCUAGAGCGGGUUCUGCACCAACGUAAAACUGCCCUCAUCACUGACCUAGAGAACAUCUGCAGUUCCAAGCAGAAGGUUCUGCAGUCCCAGCUGUCAUCUCUGCAGCAGGCAAAAGAACAUAUCGAGAGCAGCUGCAGCUUCACAGAACAGGCGCUGAGUCACGGUGGUGCUGCCGAGGUGCUACUUGUGCAGAAGCAGAUGGGGGAGCGUGCAGGUGCUCUGGCGUGUCACACCUUCCCUGAACGGCCACAUGAGAAUGGACACCUGCAGUGCCGCCUAGAGACAGAGGGCUUGCGGCGCUCCAUCCAGAACCUGGGUGUCUUGAUCACCACUAGUGCUGUCGGGCACACUAGCGUGGCCACCGGCGAGGGCCUGAGGCACGCAGUCAUCGGCCAGCACAGCACCAUCACCGUCACCACCAAGGACAAGGAUGGAGAACUGGUGCGAAGUGGAAAUGCACUUCUAAAAGCGGACAUCACGGGGCCAGAAGGAAGCAAAGCAGUUGAGGCGGAGGUAGUCGACAAUAAAAAUGGCACAUAUGAAGUGGGCUACACGCUGAGGAGCGAAGGAGAGUGUUCUUUCUCACUGAUGCUAUAUGGCCAGCCUGUGAGAGGGAGUCCAUUCAGACUGCGUGGCGUGAAGCCUAGCGACGUGCCUCAGUCUCCUGAAGACGUGAAGAGGAGGGUGAAGUCGCCCAGUGGAAGCGGAGGACACAUCAGGCAGAAAGCUGUGCGAAGACCUUCCAGUAUGUACAGCACUACUAAGAAGAAGGAGAAUCCUAUUGAGGAUGAGCUGAUCUACAGAGUAGGCACAAGAGGCAGGGAGAAGGGCGAGUUCACUAAUCUUCAAGGCAUUUCCACCUGCAGUGGCAGAGUUGUAGUGGCAGACAGCAACAACCAGUGUAUACAGGUGUUUACUAAUGAUGGACAGUUUAAGCUGAGAUUCGGGGUGCGAGGGCGCUCGCCAGGGCAACUGCAGCGACCCACAGGAGUGACAGUAGACCUCAAUGGAGACAUUAUAGUAGCUGAUUAUGAUAAUCGAUGGAUAAGCAUCUUUUCCUCCGAAGGGAAAUUUAAGAAUAAAAUCGGUUCUGGGAGGUUGAUGGGGCCGAAGGGAAUUACAGUGGAUCGUAAUGGUCACAUCAUCGCCGUCGAUAACAAGGCAUGCUGCGUCUUCAUCUUCCAGUCCAAUGGAAAACUGGUCACCAGGUUUGGGGCAAGAGGCUCAUUGGACAGACAGUUUGCAGAAAAAAGUGGUUCAAACUUUGCACAGGAGCAAAAGCUUAGUAAAUCUGGCCCUGGGUUCAGUCCACACUUUGUGGCUGUCAACAACAAGAAUGAAAUCAUAGUUACAGACUUUCAUAACCACUCAGUUAAGGUGUUCAGUGCAGAUGGCGAGUUCCUCUUUAAAUUUGGCUCACAUGGUGAAGGAAAUGGGCAGUUUAAUGCCCCGACAGGAGUGGCUGUUGAUGCAAAUGGGAACAUCAUUGUAGCAGACUGGGGUAACAGCAGGAUACAGGUGUUUGACAGCUCGGGCUCUUUCCUAUCCUACAUCAACACGAGCGCAGACCCGCUGUAUGGGCCACAGGGUUUGGCGCUCACGUCUGAAGGUCACGUGGUUGUUGCAGACUCGGGGAACCACUGCUUUAAAGUGUAUCGCUACCUGCAGUAGUGCUCCAGUUGCUUUCUCUCUCCUUCUGUUUUGCACGUUCAGCUAAGCUCAAACCCCUUAACCAAACUAUAUAGUUUGAGCAGAAAGCACAAGCGCAUUAUUCUUUCACAGUGCAGUGCUCCAAAUAAUACUUUUUUUAAUUAUUAUUUUUUUUAUUAUUAUAAUUGUGACCUAGACCUUAUGAAUGUUUAGAGUGGAUGUGGGAGAGUGAUCUAAUAAGCACACAUUGUACAAUAAUUCACUUCUAGGUUUAUUAAGAAAUUGGUAAAAUUGAGAAGAAUUUGUGUACGGCAUGCAGUCAUAAAGCUAGUGUUAUAAUUUCUGCACUUUGGUAACUACAGAUGUUUGUUAAAAAAAAAAAAAAAAAAAAAAAAAAAAAAAAAGAAAGAAAUUUUAAAAUGGCUCCUAAAAAUACAGGUUCUAUAAUUAAUUCCACGAUAACAUGUAAACAUUUAACUGCAACCUAAUUACAGAACUUACAAGUACAUAAGCGCAUGCACUGUCCUGCAGCUUAAUUUAGAAAAUUCUGCAAUUCAAAUUCAUAAAUAUAUUUUUUUUCAGGGAUUUUCAUAAUUUAGCACUUAUAAUAAAUGGGGAUACUUAAAUUAAAUGUCAUUAAGGAAUAAAUUAUACUGGUGCAUUAUGCGUUAUAUAAUUAUGAACACUAUUACCAAAUUACACAGAAUUAUCUGUUAUUUAUUAUCCACUUGCAUUUUUAAAUCCAGUUACCUUACUGAAGAUUUGCUAGUUUCUUAGAUUAAAAAAAAAAGACAUUAGAACUAAAACCUCUGACAGAUUUACUUCCCGUCUCUCUCAGAAUACACUCACACUUUGUCUUUUGAGUGCAAACACCAGUCGUGGAUUUUUAUGCCUGUGUAUUUGUAUCAAUGCGCAUAGU
This is a messenger RNA of Ictalurus furcatus (blue catfish), 3780 nucleotides long. RefSeq names its product tripartite motif containing 3b (gene trim3b). The transcript has 14 exons. The coding region runs from base 567 to 2882 and encodes 771 amino acids. Gene Ontology annotation, molecular function: zinc ion binding; translation repressor activity; protein binding. Lineage: Eukaryota; Metazoa; Chordata; Actinopteri; Siluriformes; Ictaluridae. Gene Ontology annotation, biological process: proteasome-mediated ubiquitin-dependent protein catabolic process; negative regulation of translation; protein polyubiquitination. The record is from RefSeq and is a predicted model, not a curated record.